UACGUCAUUCCUUAUAAUAAAAGAGUGCCAAAAAGUGACGCACGGGUGUAUCUAAAACACAUUAUUAUUAUAUUAUCACUUUUGUGAAUCGAUUGAAACCAAACUAAAACUACUAUUAUCUAAAGCCUUUAAUCAGUUCAACAUCGCGUCGAUAUCUGUUAUUAGUUUAGAAAAAUAAGCGAUUUGUCAUCUUACUCACUUCGUCAUUUUACCCCCCUUCUUUCCCUUAUCUGUUGAGUCUGUGUGUGUGUGUGUCCGUGUGUGCGUGUCUCUUGAUGUGUUAUGUGUGUUGCCCUAGAUAGUGCACUCUGCAAUGAGCGGGCACUGUCUAUGCUAGUUUUUUACGGCAACAAUAUCUUAUUUUUAGUUGCACAGUUAUACCUAGUACUGACUCUUAUUGGCAAUAUAUUUUUUUAAAUAUUUUUGAAAUUAUAGAGCCCUAUAACUACUCUUAUCAAUAUCUUAUCUGUAUCAUGAUAUUAUUUAGAUAAUUAUUAUCUUUAAUUGCUAUAUAUAAAAGGAAAAUGAAAAAUCUUUUGACAGACGUGUGCGUACAUAAACACAUUUCGCACUGAUAUUUUUGAAGAUAGUGACACAAUCAACCGCCUUUUUAUUUGGAUUCUAGUUUAGUUUGAUCAUACAUUUUUAUACGCUAACUCUUUUAUAGUUGAAGGAUUCCGUACUGAAUCGUUCCUGUACAUAAAAAGUGAAUACAAAUAAGAAUAAAAAGAAUAAAAAUAAAAGGAGACGGAAGAUAAAUACUUAAAUUUUAGAAGAGUGUAUAUAGUUCAGGCUGGUUUCCACUUGGCCGACAAUAUAAAUGCGCGACCACUGCUGCACUGUGUUAUAGUACUUACAUAAUAAUGAUAGAUCUACAUGUACGCGAAAUACUAAUAACACUCCAGUGCGGGGAUAUAAUCCACGUUUUUGAAGACAAUGAUAUUGAUUAUGAAGCUUUUAUGCUUCUCACAGAAUCAGAUCUUCGAACUUUAAUACCGUCAUCUCUGGGAAAAAGAGUAAAAAUUUUAAAUUAUAUACAAAAGUUUCCCAAAAGUCAAGAAGUUUCGAGCUUUCAAGAACCGAGUACUUCACAAGUUAAUACAAAUAAAACUGUGAAACCAAGUGUUAUGGCAAACGAGAAAAAUCGAUCCAUUAAGCCUAAAUUAGAGGAAACAGGAUCCGGUAAUAGAAACAUGGAAAUCAGUGAAAAGUGUAUUUCUCUGGAUUCUAGCGACCAAUUAUUAUCAAAAAUAAAAACAACGGAAAAAAGAAAGAAAGAGCCUACAGUAAAAAACAUGAUAAAACGAAAAAUAUGGCAGCAAGAAUUUUCAUGGCUGGCAAUCAAGAGUGAUAUAUUUUUUUGUAAAAUUUGCCAAAAAUCUUUUAAAGUAGAAGGACGAAUACAUUUAAAACGACAUGAGGAUGGAAAGUUACAUAAAAAAAGACUUGGUUUUCCAACUGAAGCUCCAAACAUUGUGACAAAACAUAGCUCGAAAAUAAAGACAGAAGCCAAAAAUUCAAUUCUUUUAAAAUUGCUGGAGUUUUUAGUCGAACAUGAUCUGCCAUUUACAUUAUUAGAACAUUUGAUAGAAUUAUUGUCCUCAGUCUGUUCAGAUUCAAAAAAUUCCAAGCAGAUUACUUGGAGUAGAGCAAUGGGACAAGAGUUUAUUGAUAAUUUAGAGGCUAAAAGUCUAAAUAAAACAGUUGAAAAACUAAAGACUGCAAAAUUUUCAUUAAUAAUUGAUGAGACAAUUAUCAACACUAGCAAAUGUUUAGUGAUUAUUGGCCGAUAUUUUGACGACGACACAAGCAAAGUACAAGAGCAGUUCUUGGGAUUAUCAAAAGUAUCCACUUGUACAGCUGCUGCAUUGUAUACAUCCAUAAUUAAAUUUCUCACGUUGAACAAUAUUCCGCAAAAAAAUAUGAUUGGGUUAGCAGCCGAUAAUGUAUCGGUUAUGAUGGGAAAUUUAAGCAAAGUGCAAACAAAAUUCAGAGAAGUAUUACCGUACUUAUUUGUGAUAGGUUGUACAUGUCACUCUUUUUACUUGUGUGCAUCUGCAGCUUAUUCAAAGCUACCGGAAAACAUUAAGGAUCUUGUGCAAGAGAUCUAUUCAUAUUUCUCUCACAGUUGUAAGCGUUUAGAACAAUUUGCUGAGUAUCAAAAAAUUGCGAAUCUUGUACCCCAUCGAUUGCUGCAUCCGAGUCAAACACGAUGGUUAUCGUUGGAAUCUGUCUUUAAUACAAUGUUAAUACAAUGGAAAGCUUUAAUUCAAUUUUUCGAAAUUGACUCGAACAAAGACAAUUUGCAGUCUGCGACUGUGAUUCUUAAAGCGUUGCAAAAUCCAAUUAACCAAUUAUAUCUACAGCUCCUCUCUUACAUUCUUGGUUUGUUAAAUUCACUCAAUCAAUGUGAAUCUCAAAAUAGGGAAACGUUGUUCUACUCUAUGCUCGAACGAGUAACUAAUGUAUAUAAAAAAUUACUGAAAAGUUAUUUAAAUAAUGAAUAUGUUUCAAACACACGAACACACUUGAUUGAUCCCGAGAAUAAGCAAGAGUACAAGCCCAUUGAGCAAUUAAACUUCGGAGAUCAGACUUCGGAGAAACUAACUAUUUUGUCUUCUGACGAUGUUAUAUUUUUUAAAGUGAAAGCUCGUAAUUUCUACAUAGAGCUUUGCAAAGAAAUAAGACGUCGUAUUGAAUUUAAUGAUCCAGUACUGCCAGCAUUAUCAGUUUUAAAUCCUAAAACUGCACUUUCUGGUACUAAGUCAAUAAGAUGGCUGACGUACUGCUUUCCAAAUCUUGUUCGUGAAAAUACACUCGAAAAACUGAAUGCGGAAUGGAAAUUACUACCCAAAAUAACCAACUACCCAAACAUCAACCUUAGUUUUGAAGAAUUCAUCAAUUGGCUUGGCGACAUAAAGAAUCAGACAGGAAAUGUAAUGUUUCCGACUUUACAUCGGUUUAUAAAAGAUAUCGCGUGUUUGCCUCACAGUAGCAUAGCAGCUGAACGGAUUUUUUUCCAAUUACAUUUGAUAACAAAACAAUGAUUCAAAACAAGCUCGAAGUUGUAACGUGUAAUGCCUUACUUCUCACUAAAGAACUUUUUCAUACAAAAGUCUGGUACGAGUCAAGUCUCGACAGCAUUUUACUUUCAAAAAAUGCAAGGGAUAUAGAUUCAGAAAGUGAUGAGGCCUAAUUCUAAAAGCGAUACACAUACACGCACACAAUGUGCCUACAUACAAUUUUAAAGAACUAAAGUAAUGUAAGGGAAUAUUGGCACGCAAAAAAAUAUAAUAAAAAUAAAAUAAAUAACAUAAACAAAUAAUAUACAUAAUGUACAUGUAAAUAAAUGUCAAAAAUAUUUUUAAUAUAAAAAAUUAAUAAAGUUACAAACCUCUGAAUGUUUAAACUGUA
Messenger RNA from Monomorium pharaonis (pharaoh ant), 3414 nucleotides. RefSeq lists its product as uncharacterized. The transcript has 5 exons. The record is from RefSeq and is a predicted model, not a curated record. The coding region runs from base 864 to 3047 and encodes 727 amino acids. Lineage: Eukaryota; Metazoa; Arthropoda; Insecta; Hymenoptera; Formicidae.